This is a messenger RNA of Pseudoliparis swirei, 2183 nucleotides long. RefSeq lists its product as uncharacterized. Bases 178 to 2115 code for a protein of 645 amino acids. NCBI's taxonomy places the organism in Eukaryota, Metazoa, Chordata, Actinopteri, Perciformes, Liparidae. Gene Ontology annotation, cellular component: nucleus. The transcript is spliced from 7 exons. Gene Ontology annotation, molecular function: histone binding. The record is from RefSeq and is a predicted model, not a curated record.
AAACAUCGUAGGGUUAUUUCGACUUGUCAAAUAAGCGACCGUUUUUAGAUUAUAAUUUCCGAGCGACAGUGAAGGCCACCCUGACCAAUCAUCGGACGGGAGGAACCGUUUGAAACCAAAGAGGGCCGUUUGUUUCCCGUCGGCUCGCCCGCUACUUCUCCAUUAACCUUCUUUUUUAUGAGCAAUAUGGACGAUUUAUUUAAGAAUCGACUGUAUGUGAAUGGCUCCAACUUCAAAAGCGCAAUGGAGCGGAUCAUAGAGAAGUAUUCAAAGCUCCAGUACCAGGACGGGGGGAUGGAGGUGGACGUGGGCAGCACGGAGCCACGAAGACUUGAACGCUACAUGAGAUUGUCCAGAGUCGAGAUCAGCAAGCUGGAAUCAAAGAGCCUGACAGAUUUAAGAGAGGAAUCAAUAAGAGCAGCGCCGGAUUUUACGAGAGACUCUCAGUUGGACUUCACGUAUGAAGAUGGAGGCGCCGAUGAGACCCGAGCCUCCACCACCCAGAUGUCUGCGCAGGACCACGGGAUGUCGACCAACGACUCCACCGGCCUGACCGCGAGCUCGCCGGACGAGAGUUCGAGGGACAUUUCUGCCACAUCGGUCCAGACGGAGGACCAGACGGAGGACCAGCCCGAGGACCGAGACGAGGAGCUGGAGCUGAGCCUGAGCAGCCACGGCAGCUCCCUGCUGGAGCUCUACCCCGACAUGAUCGACCGGAUAGGAAGGGUGUGGCGGCGGCAGCACGUCUCCGAGGCCGCGGGCUCGGUGCUGAGGAGGUACCGCAGGUGGCGGCGGCGGUCGGGCCGAGGCGGUCUCGGCAACACCUUCGUGGUCACCCGGCUACGCGCCGGCGGCGGAUACCCCGAAAACGACACCAGCCUGAUGCUGUUGGAGGAGCAGGAGGAGGAGACCAGGAACAGCCCCAAGAAGAGGCAGUUCAUCGGGGAUGUGCAACGGCAGUCGCCCUUGAGGAGGGUAAACCAUGUGCAACAGCAGUCGCCCUUGAGGGUGGACCAUGUGCAACAGCAGUCGCCCUUGAGGGUGAACCAUGUGCAACAGCAGUCGCCCUUGAGGAGGGUGAGCCAUGUGCAACAGCAGUCUCCCUUGAAAGGGGUGACCCAUGUGCAACAGCAGUCGCCCGUAAAGAGGGUGAAGGAUGUGCAACAGCAGUCUCCUUGGCGGGUGCGUGGGGAGCAGCAGCCGGUCCUCGUGAUGGACCUCUCUGGCCCCUCCGAGACCUUCGUGCCGGGCGAGCUGAACGAGACCUUCACCGUGUCCGAAGAGUCCGGUCUGGGAGGCCGGGCCUCCGCCUGCAGCGCCGGCCCCACGCGCCCCCCCCGCCCCAGGAGGCUCUCGCUGCAGGCGGACCUCCACCCUGCGUACGCAGCGGUCACCGCCGGAGAGACGGGGGACGCCUACGGCUCGCCGGUGCGGCGCAGUCCCUCGAGGAGGAGGGUGGGGACCUCCCUCGGUGGAUCUCCUCAGGGUUUCCCCAGAAGCCCCACAACUUAUCCUGGGGAAAGCUUUUCCAGGGAGCCUCCGAGGCUCAGAUUAAUCUCCACCCCUCCUCCGCACAAGCCGGCCGAACCGCCGAGGAUGCUCCACCCUCAAGACGCCCACCGCUCCCUCCAGCUGCAGUCGCCCCACGGGCUCCGGCGCCACCUUUCCUUCGACUCGUCCCUGCCGGCGAUCCGCGUCUCCGACUCCCCGAAGAAGCUGGACGAGGACUUCCUGAAGCUCUACCACAAGUUUGUGUGCCAGAACAAAUCCUCCUUCUUCAACCGGCACCCGUGCCGCCUCUGUGCCGGAAGCGCCGAGGCCGGCGGAGGCCCUUCCUCCUCCGCCGCCUCCUCGUCGUCGCUCGCGGCUCUCGCCCUGUCGCCCCACCGCUCCCUCCUGAGGAAACGCCACCGGGAGUUGGACCGGGACGGCCACCCCCGGUCCAAACGCCACCGGGACGAGCUUUGCCCGUCCUCGCCCGGCUCCCAACGCCACGGGAAGGAGAUGCUGAGGCGCGGCCUCUUCUUCGGCGCCGGGACACCCGCCGUGUUCCAGGAGGCCUGGGCGAGUCGGCGUGCAGACGACUUCUCUGGGACGGGUGAGCGUCCGCUUUAAGACGCGGCUCCAGACUCCGGGAGUUUUUAUUUGUCCGCCGAUUGAAUUCAAUAAAAACUUGUUCUGUU